AUGAAUCUCUAUAACAUGUCUGGUUCCCCAAGCACGCGGGCCGUCAUGAUGACCGCCAAAGCUGUGGGAGUGGAACUCAACUCGAUACAAGUCAACACCUUUGUGGGGGAGCAGCUUAAGCCAGAAUUUGUGAAGAUAAAUCCGCAGCACACCAUUCCCACCCUGGUGGACAAUGGAUUCGUCGUCUGGGAGACUCGAGCAAUAGUUGUGUACCUGGUUGAGCAGUACGGGAAGGAUGAUUCCCUGUACCCCAAGGAUCCCCACAAGCAGGCUAGGAUCAACCAGCUACUUUACUUCGAUAUUGGCACUCUCUACGAGACCAUUGCCAAGUACUUCUUUCCACUGCUCCGCACUGGCAAGCCAGGAAGUCAGGAGAGCUUCGGGAAGCUUAUUGCUGCCUUCAGUCUCCUCAACACCUUCCUAGAGGGCCAGGAUUACGUGGCCGGAAGUCGGUUGUCCGUGGCCGACAUCGUUAUUUUGGCCACCGUUUCCACAACCGAAAUGGUAGACUUCGAUUUGGAGCAGUUCCCGAACGUGGUCAGGUGGUACAAGAAUGCCCAAAGGGUUACCCCUGGUUGGGACGACAACUUAGAGAGAAUUCAACAUGCCAAAAAAUUCUUGGCCGAAAACUUAAUAGAAAAGUUGUAA
Messenger RNA from Drosophila biarmipes, 648 nucleotides. Its product is annotated as glutathione S-transferase D6. Gene Ontology annotation, molecular function: glutathione transferase activity. Gene Ontology annotation, biological process: glutathione metabolic process. The record is from RefSeq and is a predicted model, not a curated record. The transcript has a single exon. Lineage: Eukaryota; Metazoa; Arthropoda; Insecta; Diptera; Drosophilidae. The coding region runs from base 1 to 648 and encodes 215 amino acids.